AUGGGUGUUCUAGUUACCACAACAGUUAAGAAGGAAGGAGGCACGUCUUCCAUAAAGUGUCCGAUGUUAACCGCAACCAAUUACACCGUAUGGGCAAUACGGAUGAAGAUGUUGCUUAGGGUUCAUAAGGUGUGGGAAGUGGUCGAGCAAGAAUCAACCAACGACGACAAGAAUGAUAUGGCGUCGGCACUCUUGUUUCAAUCUAUCCCGGAGAGCAUGAUCCUACAAGUGGGAGGACUUGAUACUGCAAAGAAGGUAUGGGAAGCGAUCAAAACUCGCCAUGUGGGAGCUGAUAGGGCGAGAGAGGCACAACUUCAAACCCUCGUGACUGAGUUCGAGCGACUAAAGAUGAAAGAAACUGAUAAGAUCGAUGACUUUGUGGGCAAGCUAUCAGAGAUAUCAUCGAAGUCAGCUGUGCUGGGAGAGAGUAUGGAGGAAGCUAAACUUGUGAAAAAAUUCCUGCAAGGCUUACCACGCAAGAAGUAUAUUCAUAUAGUUGCUUCUCUUGAACAACUAUUAGAUUUAAACACCACAGGUUUCGAAGACGUUGUCGGUCGCUUGAAAGCAUACGGGGAACGAAUUUCUGCGGAAGAAGAAGAGGAUACACAAGAAAGCCAGAGCAAGCUUAUGUAUAGCAAUACAGAGACACAAACUUAUCGCGGUACAAAGUAUAGAGGACGUGGUCGAGGUGGUCAAUACUACGGCAGAGGAAGAGGACGCGGUAGGUCUUAUUGGGAAAAUAGAGAUGCCUCCAGGAUCACAUGUUACCGAUGUGAUAAAGUGGGACACUUUGCUGCUACAUGUCCAGAUAGACUACUCAAGCUACAAGAAACAACUGAAAGCAAGGACGGAGAUGAUACUCAUGAAGCCGAUGGGAUUAUGAUGCAUGAAAUUGUCUAUCUCAACGAGCGAAACGUAAAGCCCAAGGAGUUUGAUUCCAGUACUGAUGGUGACAGAAUAUGGUAG
Molecule: messenger RNA, 966 nt
Organism: Brassica napus (rape)
Lineage: Eukaryota; Viridiplantae; Streptophyta; Magnoliopsida; Brassicales; Brassicaceae
Exons: 1
Coding region: 1-966 (321 amino acids)
Molecular function (GO): nucleic acid binding; zinc ion binding
Source: RefSeq, a predicted model, not a curated record